Messenger RNA from Pollicipes pollicipes, 389 nucleotides. RefSeq names its product dystrophin-like. The annotation marks the transcript as partial. The transcript has 2 exons. Gene Ontology annotation, cellular component: plasma membrane. Gene Ontology annotation, molecular function: protein binding. NCBI's taxonomy places the organism in Eukaryota, Metazoa, Arthropoda, Thecostraca, Pollicipedomorpha, Pollicipedidae. The record is from RefSeq and is a predicted model, not a curated record.
GGCACGUGCUGGAGCGGUGCAUGAACGAGGUCGAGCAGCGGCUGAACGACAUCGAACAGACCCAGCCUGACGUGGUCACCAACGGUGACGUCGCAGAGGACCGCCUGCUGGAGGUGCAACGAAGCCUGGAUGACGUCAAUGCCCAGGCCAGCCGGCUGGCAGAGAACAACGUGCCGCUCUCCCCGGAGCACGCUGCUCGGCUGGCCGUCCUCAACGGCCGGCUACACUCGGUGGCGUCGACCGUCUCGGCGGCCUACGGCGGGCCACCGGCGCCGCCCGACCUGGGCCGCUCGGUGGAGCCGCCCUGGGAGCGUUCCCAGACCGAGCACGGCGUGCCGUACUACCUGCACCACGGCGAGCGACGCACCCAGUGGGACCACCCGCUCGGC